AUGGCACGAAAACCCUCCUUCAUGACCUCAUGGUCCACCGCGUUACUCUUCUCCCUUGUCAUCCCUAAUACAAUCUCUCCAGUUUCUGCAACUUCAAGUGCUGCAUAUGUUCAAGGGACCAAUUCUGCAGGAGAGACAAUUCAACUACUUGAUAGUAGAACACCGGCGUUGUUCACAGGGAAUUUUGGGGAUUGCAUGGAUGGACAGAGUUUAAUCAAUGUUACGACCUUUGACGCGGCUUAUUACGCCGAUAAUAUGACGGUUUUGUUCCAUCUCGCUGGUAACACGAAUUUACAGAACGAGUCGGUAAUGAUACAUAUUGGUGUGCAAGCUUAUGGAGAGGAUCGAUUCGAUUUAACCUUCAAUCCAUGUAAUGCAAACUUCGCAAGUCUAUGUCCCAUGAAUAGCAGCAAACCAAUCAAUGGCGAAGCUAUCAUUCCUGUAUCUGCAUCCGAUGUCUCUGGAAUUCCUAAUAUAGCCUUAGUGAUUCCAGAUUUUGAAGGAUCCGCCACUCUGCGGGUAUUCUCGAAUAGUACACAAACGGAGAUUGCUUGUUUUCAAGCAGUCAUGAGGAACGGAGCAUCAUUUUCCCACCCAGCCGCUGUCGGCUCAGUUCUAGGAGUAUUUACAGCAGUUGCUGUAUUCUCUUCGUUUGUCACGGCGAUAUACGGAGUUAGUGUACCGCAUAUUCGAACUCACUACGCCCACUCAUUGUCAGUCCUGGUGGUAUUCGAAGUUUUUCAAUCAAUCUUUUUCUCUAGCGCUUUGUCAGUGGAUUGGCCAAGUGUUUUGCCAGCAUUUUGGAGUAAUUUUGCUUGGUCGGCAGGUUUGAUUUAUACCCCAUCUAUGAUCAAGUCAGUCAACAGCUUCACUGGUGUAUCGGGAAACUCAAGCCAAGUUGGUGGUGCUGGGUCUUCUACUAUCAAUAACAAUGGUGGAUUACAACAACAAAUCUACGGACGUUCUUUGAAAAAGUUGCAAGAGUAUAGCCAUUGGUCCAAAAUGGCAAGAGGAAAUGGGAUGGUGAAGAGAAUGGGAUCGUUGACAAAACGUGCGGUCAGCGACAAUUCUACUAAAGGAUAUAACUGGAACGGAAAUCCAGUUGGAGCUGGAUUACCAUUGCCUGGAACUUGGUCCAAUUUCACAGGAAUACUCGCCAAUAUUGAUAUCCCGGCAGAUGAUGCUUUCUUGGUUGGGUUCUUAUGGUAUCUAAUCUUGAUUGUUAUUCUUGUUGCCGCUGCAAUCACCUUUACGUUUAUUUUGGAAGCAUUUAGCAGGAUGAGAUGGCUAAAGGAGGAUCGACUUGCAUUUUUCAGGAACAACUUUAUGAAAUUCAUCGGACUCAUCGUUCUUCGAUCAAUGCUUAUUGCAUUCUUCAUGAUAAUGACCUUGUCGCUAUACCAAUUCUCUUAUGGGGGAACAACAGGUAUCAUCGCAAUUGCAGCCAUCGUCUUCAUAAUAUUUUUCUCCGGAAUUCUAGCGUUUAGCUUCUACGCUUGCUAUUUCAGGCUGAGAUUCGGCAACUACGCCUCGUCUCCUGAUCGAAUACACUUUCGACGCAAGAAAGUCAUGAAGUUUCUCCCAUGGUAUGGGGCUGUUAGGGAGAGUAGCAUGGAAGAGGGCGAUAAAGCAAAAGCUUCCGGGUCCGUAUCAUUCUUCCGCGUGCACUACAUCGACCAAGACAAGGAGAGGCAGAGUGUGCAUCAGGAUGAUGAAUAUACUAAACGGUUUGGUUGGCUUUCGGCUCGAUACAGAAGAACUCGUUGGUGGUUCUUCUCAUUUUGGGUUGCAUAUCAAUUUGUCAGAGCUUGUUUCGUUGGUGGUGCUCGGGAUAAUCCGGCUGCCCAGGUUUUUGGAAACCUCGUCGUUGAGAUCGUUGCUUUCAUUGCCAUAAUAUGGCUCAACCCUUUUGAGGGUGCCCGUAAUACAGCCUUGGCAGUAUACAUGCUUGGUAUUAGUAAGGUUGCUACUGCAGGUCUAUCGGUCGCAUUCCUACCACGAUAUAAUGUUGCACGCAUUCCGACCACGGUUAUAGGUGUCAUCAUAAUCGUCAUCCAAGGUUUCUUGACUAUUGGUUUACUGAUACUUAUCAUUCUCGGGGCUAUUUCGAGCUACAUGUCAGUCAUGCGUGACCGCGAGGACUUCAAGCCACGCAACCUACAAACUAUUCGCACGAGAUAUUUCGAUCAUUUGGAACUAAAGGCUGUAGAUCUUCCACCUCCACCACCCCCGGAGCCCGAAGAGCCAAAGGAACCAUACUUUAGCGUUACCCAGGUUCGUCGAGCCCCCAAGAUCGAAGAUGAGGAUGUUGUGCCGGAGAUGCCGGAGUUGAGAGGAAAUCGAGAUCCGAACACAUCACAACACUCGUUACCUAUGGCUGGUCGAAGCAGAGCCGCUAGUAUGCGCAGCCAACAUUCAGGCUAUGGGAGUGUUCCAUAUGGAGCUCGAGUUCAUCGAGCAAGCUGGAGUUCCAAGGACUUUCAAAGCUGGCAACAGGAUGAAACCAUUCGAGGCGAUUCUCCAUUCAACACACCAUCGAGACAACCGAGCGCGCAACAUACCGCUAAUAAUUCCAUCUCUAUGGCGCCACUAGUGCGUCCGAAGAUGUCGCAAACGAGCUUAAGGGCCAAUACACCUAAAAAAGAGAAGACGGUCCAAUAUGCGGAUCAAAGAGUGGGCAAUGCAAGCUAA
Messenger RNA from Sclerotinia borealis F-4128, 2691 nucleotides. The record is from the annotation of a GenBank genome assembly. NCBI's taxonomy places the organism in Eukaryota, Fungi, Ascomycota, Leotiomycetes, Helotiales, Sclerotiniaceae.